CGAGGAUCAUCAUCUCCUCCUCCCGCCGCCGCUGCUCGCCCUUCGUCGAUGUCCAAUGACCAGGGCAGCGCCUCUUCCCGGCGUAGUCAUCCUCACCACCACUCCACCACUCCAUCUUCCCACGCUACUCCUCGCGUCUCACAUCAAGCACCCCCUCAAGGAGUCCUACCCUGCCCUCAUUACUGAGCAAUGGGCAGCUCACCUCGCUCACAACGGCAUAGAGGCAGCGGCUGCUUCGUCUGAACGAGGGCAAAGACGAUGGUCUCGGCCAAUGCGCGAGGUACAGCAAUUGCCAAUUUGACUAUCGGACAAGUCACCUACCUCGCACCAAUACCUCUAGGCACCGAUCCCCUCCUUCCUCUCUCCUUCCUCUAUCACCUGCACUCUGUGUUGCUAAUGUACUUCCCUGCUACAUCAAGCUCAAGCACACUAGCCGCUUCGCCCAACGCCCCAACUCCGAUUCCGGCCUCCGUCCUCUCUUCAAACUUCGACUUGGUGUACCAGCUCCUGCAAGAGAUGCUAGACGAUGGAAGACCCUUGACAGUCGAGUACAAUAGUCUCAAGGGCAUCGUUCGCGGUCGAGCCUGGUGGGAAGACAUCAUGGCUAGAAUGGGAAGCCUGUCUUCGUCAAACCCCGCCCCACUGCCCGAGAUUUCUCCCCUCGCUUGGAGACCGGCACAAGUACGCUACAGUCGCAAUGAAGUCUAUGUAGACAUUGUCGAAUCGCUCAACGGCGUCAUGGAUCGCAAGGGCGAGCCACUGGGUGAUCUGGGCCUGAAUGUCAGCAUCACUUGCAGGACGAAGCUUUCGGGCACCCCCGAUAUGGCCCUCUCUCUCCACCCGUCGCCAACAGCUCAUCCCACUGCCAUCGUCGGGCCUUCUCUUCAUCCCUGUGUUCGAACCCGUCGCUGGACUCGUGAAGGCAUACUCAGCUUCGUUCCACCAGACGGCGCAUUCGAGCUAGCCCAAUUCUCCGUACCUUACUCGAGCUCAGCACGGUCGGGCAAACUUGGCGCCAGUGCGUCCUCGUCCAGCAAUGCUACAGGCUGGUCCAAAGAUGUGCCCUUCACAGUCAAGACCAAACGGUCUGUUGUGAAGGAGUCGAAAGGUCGAGAGUGGACCUUUGAAAUCACACUUUCGGCAAAGUCCGGCAGGUCCGGACCUACCUGUUCAGAAGGCGUCGAAGUCUCCUUCCAUGUCACUCCGCGCGCGGGAGGCGAGCUCGACGCCAGUCUAGGCUCGCCCAACGUCGACGCUCGCGCCAGCGUGUCGAACCGGGCCGCUCUCUCCGGUGGACCAGGAGGAGCAUCGUCCUACACCGGUCUUGGCGCAGACGACCCAGGCGUAUGGCGCUUCGAUGCCCGCGAAGGCCUGGUGCGAUGGUCCAUCCCUCGACUGGGCUCCUCGCCUUCCUCGUCGUCUGCCGCGUCAAGUAGCACUGCUGCUCCGUCGGCAGGCGCAGGUCCAACCGAGGUGACACUCAAGGGCACCAUCACUGCCUCCUCGAGCACCUCUUCGGCAUUGAGCAAGCCUUCGGCACUCCUCGUUGCCUUUUCCCUCCCAUUGGGGCAACCAUCUCUGUCUGGCGUGAGGGUGGCCAGCCUGCACAUUACAGGAGUGGACUACAAGCCCUUCAAGGGAGUGAGGGGGGCUACGAGGGGUAGGAUCGAGUGGCGCUGGUGAGCGUGAUGCAGAGCACGCCCAUCACUGUAUUUGUAUUUGUAUCUUUUGCACACUUUCUGGAGAACCAUGCCCAAUUCUAUACCCGUAGCGCUCGCUGCCUUUGCUCAUAGCAUCACAGAG
Microstroma glucosiphilum is the source of this 1803-nucleotide messenger RNA. Its product is annotated as clathrin adaptor, mu subunit. Gene Ontology annotation, biological process: intracellular protein transport; endocytosis. The coding region runs from base 259 to 1683 and encodes 474 amino acids. The transcript is spliced from 5 exons. The record is from RefSeq and is a predicted model, not a curated record. Lineage: Eukaryota; Fungi; Basidiomycota; Exobasidiomycetes; Microstromatales; Microstromataceae. Gene Ontology annotation, cellular component: cytoplasmic vesicle; clathrin adaptor complex.